Molecule: messenger RNA, 2132 nt
Organism: Trichogramma pretiosum
Lineage: Eukaryota; Metazoa; Arthropoda; Insecta; Hymenoptera; Trichogrammatidae
Product: putative ankyrin repeat protein RF_0381
Exons: 1
Coding region: 437-2053 (538 amino acids)
Molecular function (GO): protein binding
Source: RefSeq, a predicted model, not a curated record
UCUGUUGUGGCGACUACAGUAUACGACUAUAGGCUCUCGUUUCUCCGUGUGUUUCUCUUCUCUUUCUCUCUUUCUCUCUUUCUCUCGUUUGCCUCACUGCUCGCGACAUGUAGCUCGACCGCAAGUUUUUUUUAAGGCUCAUUCUACAUAAGCUGAAAUGCGCGAGAUCGGUAGUAGCGAGCAAUGCGAGCGAAAGUCGCGCACAGUCGUACAAGCUCCGAUGCAUUCCAAGCCAUUUCGGCUUUGAAUGCAAAAGGAGCUUAAAACAGCUUGACACAUGUACAACGCAGUUAGUAAGCAUAACAACGCCGUAGCGAGAGUAACAGCUGCAUCGGCUGUUUAUAGCGUGCGAUCGACUGUUGCUAGUGAUUAUCGUGAAAAAUAACAAAUAUCUUACAAUUUUAAGCGAUUGUUUUGUGCGUGAGUGCGUAGGACAAUGUCGCAAGACAGUGAAAACUUCGCGAAAAAAUUUAAGAGUUUAAGCGAACAGUUCGAUCGAGAGGUCAAACAAAAGAAACGCGAAUAUCUUGUUAAAGUUUAUACCUUGGUGGCAAAUUGGCAGGGCCAAAAUCCUAAUCUCCGGGACAUUUUUCGUCCCGAAGCAAUCGAGGAUUUUCUCAAACACUCCGUGGAGCACGACACAAUCGAGGCACAAACAACUUCAUUCAUUGAUUUUGUGAUCAGGGACGGCUACAAAGACGCGCCCAAAGUCAAUCAGAACGGCCAGCCGUUGUCGCGUCGCACCACAGCGCUGCAUUGUGUGACCAAAUCCAGAUCCGAAAUCGCCUCUAAUCUUUUUAAAAUCUACGACAGAUACGACGUGAAUUACACCGACGAAGAUGGUUUGACGCAUUUCCAUGUGGCCUGCAUGGCAGGAUGUUACGAGGUUGUCAAGAAAUUCCUCGAGCUUGGCCAGGUCGAUCCCAAUCUUCUCGUGACAAAAACAGGUGACUCGCCGCUGCAUUUCGCUCUGCGCAAGGAAAAAAACAAGGUAGUCGAAUUGUUGCUGAGAGCUGGUUCUGAUCCGAAUUUGACCAACAAGAAAGGAUCGACUGCGCUGCACAUCGCAUGCAAUAGUGGCGACGUGGACUCGGCGAAGAUGAUAUUCGAGAUGAGCGACGAAAAAUUUCGGCCGGUGCAAGUUAAUGCUCAGGACAAUUCGGGUAAUGCACCGCUGCAUUUUGCCUUGGGCAACGGAUACGAGGACUUAAUGGAACUUCUACUGAGAAAUGGCGCCAAUCCGAACAUAGCCAAUAAGGAAGGCGCGACACCUCUGCACUUUAUAGUCAGCAAUUUUGCCGAUGUCCCUGAUUAUUUGGAACUAUUCAUCAAGAUCAGCAGAGAAGUCAAUCAGAUUGUGCAGAUCGACGCUCGGGAUAAUUUGGGUCGGACACCGCUGCAAUUGGCCGUGGCGAAAAUUAGGCGGUAUAAUGUCAAAGAUUUGUUAUCUAGUGGUGCCAAUCUAUCAAACUUCGUUUUUCCCGAUGAGAGUUACUUUGGUGAUAAUUUGAAAUCUUUCGAAGAUUCUAAUCUGUUAGAAUUCAAAUACCUCUCAGUGCUUCUCGCCCUAGUAUUUGUUGAAUUCCUAGAAGAAUGGGGAUACGAACUAAAGAAAGGCGAUGCCCUGACGAUCAUGAAAUGCUUCGCCAAGUACGAAAUGUUCAAGAAAUCACCGUUGGUUGAAGAGCGUUGGUACGAGGCAGACUGGUUCGCGGAGGAUGCGAAAAAAAAAAUUAUAGAUGAUGGUCCUUCGUUCUAUGACUUGAUGAGGUUACAACCCGAUACAGCGGCGAAAUUACUCAUAGGUGCUGACUAUUUCAAAUUAUUUAUGGCAGUUGAUUACAAGUUCAUUUCCCCCUUUCACGAAAAGGCUUGCCGUGCGCAUCUGUGCGAAAUAAGGUCGAGAGAAUUUUAUCGACGAUGGGCACUGCCUUCCUUCAAGGAGCUAACGCGUCGUCACAACUUGACAAAUGUCUGCUGCAAUAUGAUCAUCGAUAAUCUAACGAACGACGAUUUAUUUAAUAUUUGCUUGGCGGCUGAAGGCCAAACCUAAGGAUAAACAUAUUUGUAAACUUGUUUUAUGUCUGUUCAUGUAAAUAAAUAUACACAAAAAAUGUAAUUAAAAUUUGCUU